This is a messenger RNA of Trypanosoma rangeli, 999 nucleotides long. RefSeq lists its product as uncharacterized. The transcript has a single exon. NCBI's taxonomy places the organism in Eukaryota, Euglenozoa, Kinetoplastea, Trypanosomatida, Trypanosomatidae. The record is from RefSeq and is a predicted model, not a curated record. Bases 1 to 999 code for a protein of 332 amino acids.
AUGAUGUCGGUUCUUCGCCCAGUGAGGGAUACGGCAGUGGAGCUGCCGUGGAAGUUGCUUGUUGCCGCCGCACAGCCGUAUCAAACGAUCUCGGGGCCUGCGCUUUCUGUGAACUUCCUCCAGCAGUCAAACCUUAUGUCGUUUCAGCGCCUCCCUUUUCAUCACUGCGGUGUCUCGGGCCGGUACUACCACUCGCUUCUGCAUAGCCUUGCGGAGUUUGCGACAACACCGAGGCCUGUGCGUGACAGCCACGUGAAUAUGCUGCAUGCCCCCAUGGAGGACUUUUGGCGAGCUGUGGGGGUUCUUAAUUGCGUAUACCUCACACACUAUUUUCCGUUUAUUCAGGAGCAUCCGGCAAUGGGGGCAGUAGAGUUGGCGCUGCCGUCGCACCGCAAGCAGAAGGAUCUGCGUUUGUCGCUUUACAGUGGCACGCACCAGCCCAUAUCUACGAUGCUUCUUACAGGCUCUUAUAGUGGCGUGCUUGUAGGGCGAGAGGAUGAUCUUGUGACGCCGCUGCCUCACAGCGACCAGGAUGAGGAGUCGUUGAGGCUUGCAACUACUGGGGAAGUGCGGCAGUUGGCUGACGGAUCGAUCCUGCAAAAGGCAAUCUUCACGAAUGUCGGGCAACAGAGCAGCGAUGUGGUUUCACCGUGGCGGCUGGAUGCUUGCGUCGCCGAGUUUUGUCAAAUACUGGCGUCCGCAGGCCUGCUGGCGCCACAUGUCACCAGUGAGAGGAACCGCGUGUGGACCAUCGUCGCCCAGCAGGCAUUGACCCACGGGGAACUUUUGACCGAUGCGCCGUUUGAUGUUGUAAGCGCCAUACCUCGUGUUUUUGCAACGUAUCGUAUGCCGCCGUGGCGUCAUCGCAUUGGAUUGCCAUCGUUCAGCGGUGAACAGCAGCCGCUGUGUGUUGCGUUGCGUGUGGAACUGCGACAAGACGGUCGCACGUUAGUGGUGGGGACGUACUUUCUUGUGGAGGUGGAGGGACGUAUGGGAUAA